CUGAUGCGAAGGUCUAGCCCGAGGACAUGGAUGACACUGCUGCCGCCCGCCCUACCACCUUCGAGUACGGGGGUGGCAGCUCCAGUUUCCCGGGGCAGGAUUACUUCACCUCCCAGUUCGAGCAGCUGCGUCUCCAGAACCAGCAGAUCCUCGACCAUCAGAUGCAGUUCCAGCAGCAGUACGCGGCUCACCAGGGCGAGAACCACCAGAGGAUGGCUGGUUACGAUGAGAGAUUGGACCAGCUCCAAACCCAGCAAGGAGUGACUCUCGCACACAUCGAGCGAGAGAGGCGCCGUUCACGGCGCAUGCAGGAGGUCUAGCAGCAUUUACUCCAGCUGCUACCGGGCGAGCAGCCAGUUUGGAGGACUCCCUGGGAGGACUCUCCACUUCCACCUCCCCCAGCGGAUGGUGAUGAUGGUGCUGAUGGUGGUGACGCCUUCAUGAACGACAUCGUCUUCGAUUUGGAUAACCUCGGCGACGAGUAGGCUGUACUCGUUGCCCAUCUCAGUGUGUUUUGUUUUUCCUUUUAGACUUUUGUGUGUUUGCUCCAUUUGUGAGGAGCUUGAACUUAGUGUCGUUUGUUUUUGUUUUUGUUUGUUUCUUUUGUGGAUUGUUUUUGCUGUAGCCGUCUGGGCUAACACUUAUCCCUAACGCACAGUGUGCUAGUGUGUUCUUGGUGUUCGAUUCGUGCAGAACUGUCCAUCUUCCCGUUUGUUUCUCGCUGACUGGUCCACUUCCAGUCCCCCAGCAGUUUCAAUCCGGUAACAUCGUUCCCCUUCUCUAUUCCUCUGCUCCAUUGAGGGCAAUGUCGUGCUUAAGUGUGUGGGGGGUGCUUUGUAUCGGUUGGAGUGUAUAUAUGUGUGCUUGGAGCCUAGUCCACUGUCUAAAUCUCGAGAUUAUAUAUGUCUAUAUCUACUGCUGUUUGAUCAUAUUGGCACUGUGUUUUGAUUGAUGAAUUGAAUGGUUUUCGGAUUGGUGCAUGACAGCUUGAUUGUGACUAGGACAACCUAUGAUGAGGGCUAAGACGUGCAGUAGAGUUGUGUAGGGGUUCAGUUUUUCAACUGUUUGCUUACCAACUGUGACUUGGAUUGAUUACUUGUUCUUGACAGUCUCUUAUGCAUCUAGUUCAGGGUAUCAGAAUGUGAGAUAGAGCAUAUAGGUAGCCAUGUGAGAUUUGAGCCUGCUCGUUUUUUUUCUUGUGCGAUAGAUCCCUCUUCCAUGAUGUGUAGCAUUCACGUUGUCACUAGCUAAGAUGAUGGGGGCAUAGGAUUAGCCCACGACCAAAUUUGACUGUCCUGAUAUGUCAUAUCCCCUAGUCAGCCCUUUUGAGCCGUGUGUUAUCCUUACUUUUGGUCUGAAAUGAAAAAAAUCACCCUGUUUGCAUCUUUUAGAAGGUUCCACAGAGUGGGUUUUACAUAUUCUCUGCUGUUUCUGCUAAAUUUGAUGUGAGUGUUGGAGCUAGUGCUUAAAAGUUGAGCUGGGCAGGUAUUUGAAAUAUAUGCAGAAGUGGUGGCUCUCUUAAGAAAUGAAAAGAAAAUGA
Molecule: messenger RNA, 1540 nt
Organism: Linum trigynum
Lineage: Eukaryota; Viridiplantae; Streptophyta; Magnoliopsida; Malpighiales; Linaceae
Source: the annotation of a GenBank genome assembly